UUCUGUGUCUUCACUUACGCAUACAAACAAACCAGUUCUUGUGAUUAUUUCAGCGUGCUAACGAUUAUCAGACGAAGCUAACUUUUCUAAACUGCAUAAUAGGCCGGACUGUCUCCUGUACCAGCGAUUAUGUUCCGACCUUGGUUUUGAAAAUAACACAGAAAUCCUCGACAUGAAUUUCUCAGAAGUCUUCAAGCAAUCCAACCAACUUUGUAAAGUUUCUCCAGAUGGGAAAUACUUAGCUACCUGCGUGCAGUACAGAUUGGUGGUACGGGACGUGAGCACACUGCAGAUCCUGAACCUCUACACCUGCCUGGACCAGAUAUCUCACAUGGAAUGGUCAUCUGACUCUCAGUUCAUCUUGUGUGCUAUGUACAAGAGAGGACUGGUGCAGGUGUGGUCGUUGGAACAGCCCGACUGGCACUGUAAAAUUGACGAGGGCUCGAUUGGACUGGUCGCUUCUCGCUGGAGUCCAGAUGGACGUCACAUUCUCAACACCACCGAAUUCCAUCUGAGAAUCACCGUGUGGUCUCUGUGCACCAAAGCAGUGUCUUACAUCAAGAAUCCCAAAGCUUGUCAGAAGGGUAUUGAUUUCAGCAGAGAUGGCUGUUACAUGGCCUUUGCGGAACGUCGUGACUGCAAAGAUUACGUUUGUGUGUUUGUGUGCGAUGAUUGGCACUUGCUCAGGCAUUUUGAGACUGAGACGCAGGACCUUGUGGGGUUAGAGUGGUCUCCCAAUGGCUGCGUUCUGGCUGUUUGGGACAGUUGUCUGGAGUACAAAGUGUUGCUGUAUUCUCUGGAUGGCCGCUUGCUGUUCACCUACAGCGCCUACGAGUGGUCGUUGGGUGUCAAGAGUGUGGCCUGGAGCCCCAGCAGUCAGUUCCUGGCCAUUGGCAGCUAUGACGAAAAAGUACGCAUUCUUAACCACAUCACAUGGAAGAAGAUUGCACAGUUUGAACACCCAGCAGUCAUCACCACCACUAAAGUUGUUGUGUAUAAGGAGGUGGAGAAAAGGUCAGGCGCUGGCAAUGAAGAACUCUCUCUACACAACCUAACAAUGGACUCGACCCUCUUUGGCAAUCAAAGCAAAUAUGAGAUUCUCCCAUCUCCAGUUCAAAUGCCUGUGGUCAGACCAGACCCAGACAGACCAAACCCCAAGAUUGGUGUCUCUACUUUGGCCUUCAGCUCAGACAGUCGCUACUUAGCCACCAAAAAUGAUAACAUGGCCAGUGUUAUCUGGGUGUGGGACAUGCAGAAGAUGAGCCUUGAGGCUGUGCUUGAGCAGAUGUCGGCUGUGCGCUGUUUCCAGUGGGACCCAAGACGCCCGCGGCUGGCGAUAUGCACCGGCAACACAAACAUUUAUCUGUGGACCCCAACAGGAUGCGUUUCUGUUCAAGUUCCCAGUGACGACGGUGGUUUCCAGGUCCACUCGUUGAUGUGGCACUGCCAUGGGGAUCCUCUCAUCCUGCUUGGGAAGGACCAGCUGUGUUUGUGCUACAUCAACACUGGCAAUGAGGACAAGUGAUGCAAGCAGGCACAGAACUGAAAUUCAGUUCCAGCAUGUGUUAACAUAAAAUCUAGUCCAAUGAACGGAUGGGGAAGAACUCAGCACUCUGCUCCACAAGCGCAAUAUACUUGAAGUUUGUUAUACUGAAUGUUUUGGAAAACUUGACAUUCCUCUUUUGGAUAAAUAAAAACAAAAACACAGUUUUAUAUACACAUGUAAAUAUAUUAUAGUUCUGACAAAGCUUUCACUUUCUGAACAUUUGUACUUUGUCAUGACAUUAUUUUGAAUAAAAAUUGAAAAAUAAUUUCA
Syngnathus acus (greater pipefish) is the source of this 1816-nucleotide messenger RNA. It is a transcript of the gene wrap73, whose product is annotated as WD repeat containing, antisense to TP73. Gene Ontology annotation, molecular function: protein binding. Lineage: Eukaryota; Metazoa; Chordata; Actinopteri; Syngnathiformes; Syngnathidae. Bases 173 to 1525 code for a protein of 450 amino acids. Gene Ontology annotation, cellular component: mitotic spindle; microtubule organizing center; MWP complex. The record is from RefSeq and is a predicted model, not a curated record. The transcript has 13 exons. Gene Ontology annotation, biological process: mitotic sister chromatid segregation; microtubule anchoring at mitotic spindle pole body; protein localization to mitotic spindle pole body.